Gossypium arboreum is the source of this 1880-nucleotide messenger RNA. RefSeq lists its product as uncharacterized. The transcript has 7 exons. The record is from RefSeq and is a predicted model, not a curated record. The coding region runs from base 511 to 1509 and encodes 332 amino acids. Gene Ontology annotation, biological process: proteolysis. NCBI's taxonomy places the organism in Eukaryota, Viridiplantae, Streptophyta, Magnoliopsida, Malvales, Malvaceae. Gene Ontology annotation, molecular function: metalloendopeptidase activity; ATP binding; ATP-dependent peptidase activity.
AAAAGGCAUAAUCGUUUUUCACCAAAACUCCAUACAAUUGUGUGGGAUGGUAGAUUGAGGGAAGUUUUACAUCAGGUUGAGGAUGCUGUCGUUGGGCUCGAUGUUGAUAACAUUGGCCGAGCAAUCUUCCCAACACCAUUGCCUCUUCCAGUUAUGAAUUUUCAUCUGGCUUCAUGUUGAUGAAUGAUGAUGCAAGACUACUCAAUUCAGCCCAUCUUUUUUCUUUGUGUGUGUGGAAUAACACUGAUAUCUCUGUGUCAUGUCGUUUGGUUGAACAUUGAAUUACGGUGACCGAUCACUUGUUAUCUACUCGGUUGAUUCAGCGUUGUUGGAAGGUGGUUAAGAUUGGGUCGUUGGUCAUUUAGGCAGAGGAAAAAAAGUUCAAUUUACUAAAAAGUACAUUAUCCUUUUUUGUGUGGCUGAGAAAACAUGUAGCUUAAAUUGAAAGAGACAGGCACUUUAUGUAAGAGAACUAAAGACUUUAGGAAUGAGUUGUUCUUAUUUAAAGUUAUGGGCACUUCUGUUUGUUUUUUGAAUUUGAGUUCAUGUCCAAGGCUUAGGUUGUCUACGUUCAGGAUUUUAAGUUCAGCAGAAAUUGGUGUGUCGAGAAGACAAGUCUUGGAACAAGUUGAUAAGGAGCUGAGCAAGGGAGAUGAGAGGGCUGCUCUCUCUCUUGUCAAGGACUUGCAAGGAAAGCCUGGUGGCCUUCGAUGUUUUGCUGCUGCUCGUCAGGUUCCCCAAAGACUCUACACCUUGGACGAAUUGAGAUUGAAUGGAAUAGAAACCGCAUCUCUUCUAUCACCAGUUGAUUCAACUCUGGGUUCAAUAGAAAGGAACCUGCAACUUGCUGCUAUCUUAGGAGGGGUUGCGGCUUGGAAUGUUUUUAGUUUUAACCAACAGCAAAUCCUGUUUAUUUCUUUGGGAUUCUUGUUUCUCUGGACACUAGACUUGGUUUCAUUCAAUGGAGGAAUUGGCAGCUUGGUCCUUGACACAAUUGGUCACGCUUUCAGUCAAAAGUACCACAACAGGGUUAUUCAACAUGAAGCUGGUCAUUUCUUGAUCGCAUACCUGGUGGGCAUCCUUCCUAGAGGAUAUACAUUAACUAGUUUGGAAGCUUUAAAGAAAGAAGGAUCGCUCAAUAUUCAAGCAGGAACAGCCUUUGUCGAUUUUGAGUUUCUCGAGGAAGUCAAUGCAGGGAAAGUAUCAGCUACGACACUGAACAGAUUCUCAUGCAUAGCACUAGCAGGUGUGGCAACCGAAUAUCUGUUAUUCGGAUACGCUGAGGGAGGCCUUGCUGAUAUAAACAAGUUGGAUGGAUUGCUCAAAGGCUUGGGAUUCUCACAAAAGAAAGCAGAUUCCCAAGUUAGGUGGGCUGUACUUAACACCAUACUACUAUUGCGUCGCCAUGAAGCAGCUCGAUCUAAACUUGCAGAGGCGAUGUCCCUGGGAAAAACUGUGGGGUCUUGCAUUGACAUUAUAGAGGAUAAUGUCAAUAAUGCUGACAUAUAGUUGCCUCUAGCUUUACUGGCUAACCUUUUUUUGUUCAGUUUUGUCAUUUCUUUUUUCACUUGUUUUAUGUACACAGAAAUGAGUCUGUUGCUCAUAAGUUUCAAGUUCUAAUGACUGAAGUUCAAGGAUGCAAUGAUAACCUUCAGAUGGUGCUUACAAUGUUCAGAAUAGAAAAUAUUUACCGGUAAUUAAAUUACAGGGACGAUGUACAUUGGAGAAAAUUUCUUCAUAUUCUAAUUCUUUUUAUUUGUCAGUCAAGUUCGUGUAGUAAUAAACGGUGAGCUUUUAUGCCCUGAAGUCAGACCCAUGAAAGUUCUUUGACAAUGGAUCCGUUUGUUAAAAGAAAAAAAAGUAAUGGUCAACGGAAAUAA